UUUGUCGUGAACAGCAUGGAGGAGAAUGACCCCAAGCCCAUCGAAGCGGCGGCGGCGGCGGCGGCGGCGGAGGGGCAGCGGCAGCCGGAAUCCAGCCCCGGCGGCGGCUCCGGUGGCGGCGGCGGCGGCAGCGGCAGCCCGGGCGACGCGGACACUGGCCGCCGGCGGGCUCUGAUGCUGCCCGCGGUCCUGCAGGCGCCGGGCAACCACCAGCACCCGCACCGCAUCACCAACUUCUUCAUCGACAACAUCCUGCGGCCCGAGUUCGGCCGCAGAAAGGACGCGGGGACGUGCUGUGCCGGCGCGGGAGGAGGAAGAGGCGGUGGAGCCGGCGGCGAAGGCGGCGCGGGCGGCGCGGAAGGAGGAGGCGGUGGCGCGGGCGGCGCCGAGCAGCUCCUGGGGUCGGGCCGGGAGGCCCGGCAGAACGCGCCCGGGGCGCCCGGGGCGGGCGGGCCGCUUCCCGGCGGCGGCGGCGGUGACUCUCCGGGCGACGGGGAAGGCGGCUCCAAGACGCUCUCGCUGCACGGCGGCGCCAAGAAAGGCGGCGACGCCGGGGGCCCCCUGGACGGGGCGCUCAAGGCCCGCGGCUUGGGCGGCGGCGACCUGUCGGUGAGCUCGGACUCGGACAGCUCGCAGGCCAGCGCCAACCUGGGCGCGCAGCCCAUGCUUUGGCCGGCCUGGGUCUACUGCACGCGCUACUCCGACCGGCCGUCUUCAGGUCCCAGGUCUCGCAAACCAAAGAAGAAGAACCCCAACAAAGAGGACAAGAGGCCGCGCACCGCCUUCACCGCCGAGCAGCUGCAGAGGCUCAAGGCCGAGUUCCAGACCAACAGGUACCUGACGGAGCAGCGACGCCAGAGCCUGGCGCAGGAGCUCAGCCUCAACGAGUCGCAGAUCAAGAUUUGGUUCCAGAACAAGCGUGCCAAGAUCAAGAAGGCCACGGGCAACAAGAACACGCUGGCCGUGCACCUCAUGGCACAGGGCCUGUACAACCACUCGACCACGGCCAAGGAGGGCAAGUCGGACAGCGAGUAGGGCGGGCGGGCGCGAGUCCAGUCUCAGGCCACGCUAAACAAUGCAAUAAUUUAAAAUCAUAAAGGGCCAGUGUAUAAAGAUUAUACCAGCAUUAAUAGUGAAAAUAUCGUGUAUUCGCUACGGUUCUGCAAUAUUCUAUGUAUAUAUAAUUUACAGGUGGUGUAAAAUCCAAAAUAUCUGACUAUAAAAUAUUUUUUUGAGUUUUUCUGUGUUUAUGAGAUUAUGCUAAUUUUAUGAUUUUUUUUUUUUUUUUUUUUUUGCGAAGGGGGGCUGCUUAGGGUUUCAUCUUUUUUAAUCCCCUAAGCUCCAUGGUGGGACAUCGGACACUUUUAUUUUUUAAUUUCAGAAGAAGAAAAAAAAAAUUAAAACAACUUGCUAAAGUCCAAAGAUUUUUAUUGCUGCAUUUCACACGACUGUGAACCGAAUAAAUAGCUCCUACUUGGUCUAUGA
Messenger RNA from Leopardus geoffroyi (Geoffroy's cat), 1485 nucleotides. RefSeq names its product engrailed homeobox 2 (gene EN2). The record is from RefSeq and is a predicted model, not a curated record. Gene Ontology annotation, molecular function: DNA-binding transcription factor activity, RNA polymerase II-specific; RNA polymerase II cis-regulatory region sequence-specific DNA binding. Gene Ontology annotation, cellular component: nucleus. Gene Ontology annotation, biological process: regulation of transcription by RNA polymerase II; neuron differentiation; multicellular organism development. The coding region runs from base 16 to 1035 and encodes 339 amino acids. NCBI's taxonomy places the organism in Eukaryota, Metazoa, Chordata, Mammalia, Carnivora, Felidae. The transcript is spliced from 2 exons.